Messenger RNA from Lontra canadensis (Northern American river otter), 2439 nucleotides. RefSeq names its product epiplakin-like. Gene Ontology annotation, cellular component: keratin filament; cytoskeleton; cell junction. Gene Ontology annotation, molecular function: keratin filament binding; structural molecule activity. Gene Ontology annotation, biological process: intermediate filament bundle assembly; wound healing. Bases 1 to 2403 code for a protein of 800 amino acids. Lineage: Eukaryota; Metazoa; Chordata; Mammalia; Carnivora; Mustelidae. The record is from RefSeq and is a predicted model, not a curated record. The transcript has a single exon.
AUGAACGGCCACAGCUCCCCUCCUCUUGAUGUCCUGGCCACCAAUGGCACCGAGCUGACCGUCGUCCCUGAGACCAUGAUUGCUGUGUUGGGAGCCAGCACCUCCUCCGGGCCCCAGGCCAAAAGCAUCACUGGGGUAUACGUGGAGGCCUCCAGCCAGGCCCAGAGUCUCUACGCUGCCAUGAAGCAGGGCCUCCUGUCCAGUGAGCUUGGGCUGGCUCUGCUGGAGGCCCAGGCCGCCACCGGGGGCCUCGUGGACCCCACGCGGGGCCACUUACUCUCUGUGUCUGAGGCCGUGCAGCAGGGCCUGGUAGGCCUGGGGCUGAAGGAAAGGCUGCUGGCUGCUGAGCGGGCAGUCACUGGGUAUCCCGAUCCCUAUGGUGGCGGGAAGCUGGCCCUCUUCCAGGCCAUCGGGAAGGAGGUGAUAGGGCGAGCACAGGGGUACAGCUGGUUGGAGGCCCAGCUGGCCACCGGGGGCCUGGUGGACCCCAUUCGGGGUGGGCGAGUGACCCCGGAGCUGGCCUGUCAGCAGGGCCUCCUGGACCAGGAGACAUGGCGUGUUCUGGCAGAGGGCAAGCCGAGUUCCAGCACCCCUGGCUUCCAGGACCCCAACACAGGAGAGUGGCUGUCCUACGGCAGUCUGCUGGGCAGGUGUGUGAGAGCCCCCGGCACUGGGCUGGCCGUCUUGCCCCUCAAAACCACGUUCCACACCCUGUGUGGGGCAGUGAGCUUGGCAGAGCUGCAGGAGGUGGGCAUCCUGGAUGGGGAGACCGCCCGGGGCCUUCAGGAGGGCAAGCUGUCAGUGUCGGAUGUGAGUGCCCGGGCUGCCGUGAGGCGCUACCUGCAGGGCACGGGCAGCGUGGCCGGGGUUGUCCUGCUGCCCGUUGGCCGCAAGAAGAGCUUCUUCCAGGCUGUCACCGAGCACCUGCUCCCAAUGGCCAUGGCGCUCCCGCUCUUGGAGGCUCAGGCCGCCACCUGCGCGCUGGUGGACCCAGGCACCGGCCAGCAGCUGUGGGUGGAUGAGGCUGUCAGGUCUGGCCUGCUCGGCCCAGAGCUCCAUGGGCAGCUUCUGGUGGCAGAGCAGGCGGUGACAGGCUACCACGACCCCUUCAGCAGCAUGCGGGUCACCCUCUUCCAGGCCAUGAAAAAGGAGCUGGUGGACAGGUCCCUGGCGCUGCGACUCCUGGAUGCCCAGCUGGCCACCGGGGGGCUCGUGUGUCCAGCCCGCAGGCUCCGGUUGCCCCUGGAGGGCGCCCUACGCUUCGGAUGCCUGGACGAAGAAACACGGCGGUGUGUCUCACGGGCCACUGGCUUCUUGGACCCCAGCACGCAGGAGAGCCUUGGCUAUGGGCAGCUGAUGGCCCGUUGUGUCACCGACCCAGAGACAGGGCUGGCCUUCCUUCCGCUCUCAAAUGGCACCCUUGGAGGGGAGCCACAAGGACUCCCGUUCAUCGACCACAGCACCCGGCAGGCCUUAAGUGAGGCCACAACCACCAUCUCCGUGGGCCAGUUCCAGGGCCGGCCCGUGUCUCUCUGGGAGCUGCUCUUCUCCGAGGCCAUCCCCGCAGAGCAGAGGGCAGCCCUGGCCCAGCGGCACCGGGAGGGCGCCAUCUCGGCGGAGGAACUGGCAGCGGCACUGAGGGCCAUCCUUGAGCAUGCUGCAGCCACGGCCAAGACCACCUUCGCUGGACUGAGGGGGCCCGUGAUGCCCGCUGAGCUGCUAGAAGCGGGGAUCAUCGAGCAGGACAUGUACGAGCGUCUGGAGCGAGGCCAGACCACAGCCCGGGAAGUGGGCAGGCUGGACCCCGUGCAGAAAUACCUGGAAGGGACCGGGUGCGUUGCCGGCCUGCUGCUGCCCAGCUCCCAGGAGCGCCUUAGCAUCUACGAGGCUCGCGGGAGGGGGCUUCUCAGGCACGGCACGGCUCUCAUCCUCCUGGAGGCGCAGGCGGCCACAGGUUUCAUCCUUAACCCGAAGGAGAACAAGAGAUACUCCGUGGAGGAGGCCCUGAGGGCCGGCCUCAUCGGGCCCGACGUGUUCGCAAAGCUGCUGUCCGCGGAGCGCGCCGUCACCGGCUACACCGACCCCUACACGGGGGAGCAGAUCUCCCUCUUCCAGGCCAUGCAGAAGGACCUCAUCGUCCGYGACCACGGCMUCCGCCUGCUGGAGGCGCAGAUCGCCACGGGCGGCAUCAUCGACCCCGUGCACAGCCACCGGCUGCCCGUGGACGUGGCCUACCGGCGCGGCUACUUUGACGAGGACAUGAACCGCGUCCUGGCGGACCCGAGCGACGACACCAAGGGCUUCUUCGACCCCAACACGCACGAGAACCUCACGUAUGUGCAGCUUCUCCAGAGAGCUACUCUUGACCCAGAGACCAGCCUGCUAUUUCUCUCUCUUAGUUGAGUUAGGAUGGUUUUCCUUUGUGUUGUGUGGUUUAUG